Microplitis mediator is the source of this 2540-nucleotide messenger RNA. Its product is annotated as acyl-CoA Delta-9 desaturase. Gene Ontology annotation, biological process: unsaturated fatty acid biosynthetic process. Gene Ontology annotation, cellular component: endoplasmic reticulum membrane. The transcript is spliced from 6 exons. NCBI's taxonomy places the organism in Eukaryota, Metazoa, Arthropoda, Insecta, Hymenoptera, Braconidae. Gene Ontology annotation, molecular function: iron ion binding; stearoyl-CoA 9-desaturase activity. The record is from RefSeq and is a predicted model, not a curated record. Bases 323 to 1447 code for a protein of 374 amino acids.
ACGUUUGUGCUCUCGGUCUUGUAAGAGUAAAUCAACAUUUCAAAUAAUUUAAAUUUUGUUUAAAACAUUUAAACGAUUAUUUAAUUGGCCCAACACAAAUACUUGCACUGCAUGCCCAGUUCAAAAAAAAACCCAAAUCGGAGUGUAUAAUUACAGUGAUAAAUAUCUAGUGUUUCUUAUAUUUUUUUAUAAAUAUUAUGACUUUACAAAGUAUAUAAAAAUAUAGUGAUCACAUAAAUACAUAUUAAAUCUCAGAGGAUUUAUACAAAAGAUAAAUUUAUAUAUAUUUUUAAAAUAAUUAUUUUUAAAAAUAUAUUUCAUUAUGUCGUCAAGGAAACCGACUGUACAGUCGACUGUUUUAAGUAAUGGAGAUACAUACUGUGAUGCAAGUAAUCUAAUGAAGAAAAAUAAUAAUUAUACACAAAAUAAUAAUAAUAAUAAUAACAACGAGAACAAUAAUAAUAAUAAUAAAGAAAUUUAUAUACCUAAAAUAAAAUGGUUAGACCUAAGUGUACAGAUAUUUAUUCAUGCCGGAUGCCUUUAUGGAAUCUACCUCAUAUUUACAAAAGCCAAAUUACUCACAAGUCUAUGGGCUUUUAUGACAAUAUAUAUGUCGGGAUUUGGUAUCACUGCAGGAGCACACAGACUUUGGUCUCACAGAGCAUAUAAAGCCAAAUGGCCACUAAGAUUACUUCUCGUUUUUUUGUUUACAAUAGCAGGCCAAAGACAUGUCUACGCAUGGGCGUUAGAUCACCGAGUUCAUCAUAAAUACAGUGAGACAGACGCUGAUCCCCAUAAUGCAAAGAGAGGAUUCUUUUUCGCUCAUGUAGGCUGGUUGUUUACUUCACCCCAUCCAGACGUCGUUGCUAAACGUCAAGCUGUUGAUAUGAGUGAUCUCAUUGCUGACCCAAUUGUUAUGUGGCAAAAAAAGCUCUACAUUCCACUAUUUGCUUUGCUGACCAUUGGAUUACCAGUAUGUGUACCCUGGUAUUUUUGGAAUGAAUCACUAUGGACGUCAUUUUGGGUGAAUUUUAAUUUCCGUUUUUGCGUGACUUUGAAUAUCGCAUUUUUUGUCAAUAGCGUUGCACAUUUAUGGGGUCAAAGACCAUAUGAUAAAGAUAUAUCCCCAGCUGAAAAUUUAAUGGUAUCGAUAGCAGCAUUGGGCGAAGGCUGGCACAAUUAUCACCACGUAUUUCCAUGGGAUUAUAAGACUGGGGAAUUAGGUAGCUACUCAUUCAACAUAACAACUGCUUUCAUUGAUGCAUUUGCGCGGAUUGGAUGGGCCUACGAUUGUAAAUAUGUAUCACCGGAAAUGGUACGUAGACGCGCUGAUCGAACUGGCGAUGGCACUCAUUCUCACGAUCAAAAUGUAUGGGGGUAUGGUGAUAAAGAUAUACCUUAUGAUGAUCUCAAAGAACUUGACACCAUGGACUCUCAUAGUCAUUAAUAUUUAUUUGUAAUUGCUAAUUACAUUUUUUUUAAUUAUUCAAUAAUUAAUUUUUUUCUUAAAGUUAAAUUUUUUUCGAAAUUUAAUUAAAAAAUAUUUUGAAUUUAAAACGAUAAAUAAAUUUUUUAUUUUUUAUCAAAGCAAAAAAAUAAUUCUCAUUUACAUUUUAAGGAACGUAAAUGUCUUGGAUAUUAUAAACUUAGAAUUGUAAAUGUAUUCAAUAAUUUUUUUUCUUUUUUUUUUUUUUAAUUGUAUAUUAUUAUUAGUUUGUAUACGACUUACGUCGAGAAUACUUGAAACCGAAGUUUAAGUAAACUAGAUUUUUCAUUUCAUUAAAAAAAAAAAAAAAUAUUUAUUUAUCACAAAGUCAUCAAUAUAAUUAUUAAUUUAACGUAUUAAAAAACUAUAUAGUAUUUUUUUACUGUCAUCCAAGUAACUUUAAUUCACUUAAUUUAAUAUAAAUAUUGAUUAUACUGGAUAUAAUUUAUAAUAUUUUUUUUUUGUUAUUAAUGGCUGUAAUAGUAUUUAAAAAAAAAAAGAAGUUUAUAUUAAAAACUCGACAGUAUUCAUUAAGUCACGUCGGUUUGGAAAUAUUAAAAUUUCCCUUUUUGUUAUUGAUUUGUUAAAUAAAUAUACAAUAUAUAUAUUUAUAUGCAAUAAAAUAAAGAAUAAUAUAUUAUGUAAUUAAUAAAUAAAUAUUGAAUAAAUAAAAUGAUUAUUUAUAAAGUUUAUUUAAUUAUUGGCUGACAAAAAGUCAUUUAAAUAAUAAAAAUAUUUAUGUAUAUACAUUGUCGUGCUGUAUUCUAUAAAUGUGCUUGAAAGGAAAUGACAAUGUUAAUUAACGUUGAAGAGUACAAGUUUAAUGAAAUUUUAAAACCGGGUCACAAGGGUUAAAUAGAGUACCGAUCGUUUGUGAAGAAACAUUAUACGUGGCCUCACAGUCUUUAUUAAGCCGUUCCAAUGGUUAUUUUAUUCCCGUAAUUCAUUCAGGUAACACAUGAGUUAAAACGCUGUGAUUUUUUAAUGUUACUCUAGUGUAAUAAAAUAAUUAAGUUUUUGAAUAUUAACUAUAGUAAUAGUUUUAGUAAAUAGU